Molecule: messenger RNA, 3717 nt
Organism: Branchiostoma floridae (Florida lancelet)
Lineage: Eukaryota; Metazoa; Chordata; Leptocardii; Amphioxiformes; Branchiostomatidae
Product: carboxypeptidase N subunit 2-like
Exons: 2
Coding region: 412-2544 (710 amino acids)
Cellular component (GO): extracellular matrix
Molecular function (GO): protein binding
Source: RefSeq, a predicted model, not a curated record
CCCCGUUAGCCGGGAUAGGGGGGACAGGGCGCGGCCUGACCAGACUCCACCCUCCCUUGUUUACCCACGCCGCGCUCCGAGCAAACACAACGGGACAACGCGAUGUUUGCUCGCCACAAGGGCGGGCCAGAGAUGAGAAGAAGCGACGUCCGUGCCAGGUGAGCAGUCAUACGUUACCUGGCGGCGCGUACCUGUACCUGUGCUUCCCGCCACGCCAAGCGUGACAGGUGUUACGGUGUCACCGUUACACACAGAUACUGGUGCAGUCUGUACCCCCCUCCCCUCUCACGGGACAUAACAUUCAACAUCUGCGCCGACAAACUACAGAAAACGGUGUCACACCUGUAAUCUCUAAGUGCUCUACGGUUCGUUGACAUCACGUCCAUCGGAAGCGACUCACCUUCAGCAAACAUGGCGACAGUAAGGAGAAUCUGUUUAUCCAUCCUGACCGCGUUCCUACUGAUGACAUCAUUCCCGUUCUGUAACGCCCAAACCUGUCCUACACCAUGUCAAUGUACCAACACAUACGUCUUCUGCACGGAGAACCAACUAACCGACGUACCGACAGGCAUUCCUUCAGACACCGUGCGCCUGUUCUUAGAAAACAACGAGAUACAAACUUUGAGUCCCACAUCUUUCUUAAACCUCGGUCUCUUGGAAUGGCUGACUCUCACAAACAACCCCAUCGACACCAUCCUACCAAACACGUUUCUAAAAUUGGAGAACUUGACCAACUUGUACUUGACCGAGAAUAACCUGACCGCCGUUACGGGGAACAUGUUUCGCGGUAUGGUGAAACUAACACAACUGCACCUCUAUAGGAACCAGAUUGGAUCACUACAACAGGGAUCUUUCGCUGGGAUCACGGAAGUUGAGGAACUGUACUUGUAUGAGAACGCGAUCACAACGUUAGGGGAUUUUAUCUUCGAUGAUCUACGAUCGCUGACUAAGCUGUAUCUCCAGGAUAACUUGAUUAGCACGAUAACAAGUAACGCGUUCGUUGGACUGACAUCCCUCACGGAGCUUCGUCUGGAAGACAACCUGCUGCGGACCAUUCCUGCCGCCUUGCGAGAGUUGAGCGCACUGCAGGAGCUCUACUUGAACGGGAACCAGGUGCUGAGGAUCACAGAGAAUGCGUUUCCAGGGCUCACCUCCCUAACGAUUCUCACUCUAUACGGUAACGAUUUAGAAACGAUCGAUACUAACGGAUUCAGUGGUUUAUCCGGGCUACAAAAUCUGGAGCUACAAAACAACGAGAUUGUCGCAUUGGGUGAUUUCAGUCUAAACGGCAUGACGAGUUUGCAGACUUUGAACUUGGCCGCCAACAACAUCACAUCCGUCGGACAGUACGCCUUUUCAAGUCUGGCUGCGGUGGAAGAAAUCAACCUCAGUAACAACACUAUCACGGAGAUGCCUUACAACGUUUUGAAGCAGCUUCUACAGCUUAACACGCUCAGACUUCGCUUCAACUCCUUGAAGAUGCUGCCGAUUGAAGGAUUUGAGGUUCUUGGAGACAUCCCAAAUCUUGAGAUGACGAAUAACCCUUGGGAGUGUGAUUGUAGCAUGCAGGCGGCAUCCCUAUGGUUAAGGCUCAACACAGCGUCCACCAUCAAGAAUCAGAUCGUUUGCGCAGCACCAGAAAACUUGAGAGGGCGCGUUUUGGACGAUGUGGUGUUGGAGAGGCUUCUGUGCACGGAACCGUCUGUCCAGUUCUACGGGGACGAUAUCUUACCGGGUUCUGGCGGGAUUCUGUCACUCCAGUGUACGGCCGAAGGCUUCCCCGUCCCCGAGAUCACCGUCACGACGGCCCGCGGCGAGAACGUCACCGUCGAGUCGUCGUCUGAAGACGUCACUUUGCGUAGCGACGGCGCUGUGGUCGUUUUCAACGUGAGUGAAGAAGACGCUGGUUCGUACGUCUGCAUGGCGUCGAACGCCGCCGGGUUUGCCUUCGCUACCUGGACUGUCGCUCCCAACGUCACCAACGACACGACGUCGGUCACAUGCUCCUCAGGAACGUCGGGGGACGCGAUCGUCCUGACAGUUACAGAAUUCACGCUAAUCGUCAUCGCUUCGUUUCUCUCUGCCUUGCUCAUCGCUGCUCUCGUGUUCUGCUUCUGCCGUUUCAACAAGCCUCGAGACAGGUCGAGGUCUACGGUCAACUCUCGGCCUAGGAAGCCCAGCCCAGGCAGCGAGUUGCCCCAGAACACGUACAUGCGCAGUUACGCACUCAACUCAACUCUCCCAGCUCCCACCAUCCACACAGAUCACGUGGGCGCCCCGCCCUUGAGUUCAAAGGAAGCAGCCAACUCAUCAGACACAGGUAGUAUCGACCAUCCGAGCAUGCGCGGUAGCCAGAUCAUCAACUACCACACCCACAACAACCCCGCCUACCAUAGCGACUAUUUCGACUCGCUGGACAGUCGUCGAGCGUUCAAACCCAUCGCCGUUAACGGGCGGUUCGGAGAACAACCGCUAGUCGGCAGCACUAUGAGAUUAUCGGACGCAGGAGACCCACAAAACUCCUACCUGGCUACGCAUGUAUAGCGAAAAACUGGUGGGAGAAAAGUCCCAUUUUAACGCCGCGUAGGGAAUUUAAAGUAAUUCCAGACUUUGCGGAGAUACGGGUUAUGCGACGGCAAAAAAAAAAGAUAGGAGAGGUGAAAUCAAACAGGAGUGGAACGAAAAAUUAAGGCAGUAAGAUGCAAGGACUUUUUGUAUCAACUUAUUGUAUCAACAUACAAAGACUAAUCGUAACUUGAAACUGACCAAUCAAAAUAGAAAUCAUAGGUCUUUGCUUUCAGAGAGAUUGAUUAAACUAACCAAUAAGAACAAGUGAUACAAGCGCACUUGAAAAACUAUACUAGAACUGUACAGUAGUGUCGACGUAUAAAGCGCUGAUCGGAGACUUUCUGAAUGCUAGUCUCGUUCAUAGACACUUGUGCUCUCAUCUAUACUCUACAAAGUGGUAGUCUCGCUCGUCAGGCAUUGUUCUGGGCACUUCAAGAAUAUAUCCUCGGAAGGCAUAUGUUUGCUACCAAGGCCGGACGAACGUUUCUAAGGAAGGCUGAAACAAGUGUAACCAAUUGUGUAAGUGUACACAAUGUAUGGUCCUUAGAAUUAGUAAAUACUCCAGCAAUACCAUUUUACUACUGUCCACCUAUCUCUGCAUUUUACAUCGUUUUAUAAACUUAUUCAAGUUAUUGACAUGUGUUUCACAUAUGUUUGCAUUUAUUUUAUACCACCAAAGCAACAGUUUAUUUGUCUCUAUGUCAUUUUACACUUACUACAGUAGCUUUAAGACUAUUUAUACUGUCCAUACACAUCUAGUGUUUUAUGAAUGUCAAGUUCCUAAUAGCUUUAACAGUUAAACGUUUAUUUCUGUUGAUCUAUAACAUUAUAGAGGUAGGCGUACUAACAGUUCCACUAUACUAGUACAAGUAUGUAGUCAAGAUGUCACAAAUGUUAACUUUUCAAUAUGUAAUAUUUAACAAUUUUAUGGCACUGUUUCUGUUAACAUUGAUCUAACUUGCACAUACUGUUUAUCUUAUAGACAGAACACUCAAUUGUUAAACACUCAAUAUUCGGAUAGUAGUUAUAACUGUUAUACACAGAAUGUCAUUGUUCACAAAUGGUUACGUUACAUUCCUUCACCAAAAUCAAGAAUUUGAUGUUGAUUUUAAUGUUAAAAUGUUAUUAAAAUUUUUCAUUGAUUUCCAA